AUAUAAAACGACUAUUCUCUCUGUUUUAGAGUAUGGCUCUUUCUGCUUCCUCUCAGCAGCUGAGUGCCACCUAAUCAAAUUGGAACGAAUUCAAUAUCGUUGUUUGCGUAUUGCCCUUGGCUGUAUGCAUUCAACGCAUAACAUGAGCCUGGAGGUGCUUGCUGGAGUCACUCCUUUAAAGCACCGUUACUGGGAGCUCUCACUUAGAAUACUGAUCAAAUGUGGAACAAGUAACACACUUGUAUUAGAAAACUUCGAUAAUAUGCUUGAACUGGCUCAUCAUUCAAGAUACCUGCGAGUCUAUCUCAACUACAUAUCGACAGAUCUCUGUCUUCCAUGUUAUAAUCCACCUCGAGUUCACUUCGUCAACGACAGUUCCUCAAUUGAAUACGAUCUGUCCAUGAAACACGCUAUUCAAGGAAUACCAGAUCAUCUUCGACAAAUAUCUAUCCCUUCCAUUUUUUCUGAAAAAUAUGAACAUGUCAAUUGUAAUAACAGAUAUUUCACUGAUGGUUCUCGCAUUAACGGAUCCACUGGCUUCGGUGUUUUCAACGUAAAUUCAACCACUUUCCGAAAACUUCAAGAACCGUGUUCGGUUUAUGUUGCUGAGCUGGCAGCAAUUAAUUUCGCUUUGGGGAUAAUUUCCGAUCAGCCCGUAGACCAUUAUUUCAUCUUCUCGGAUAGUCUUAGUUCUAUCGAGGCACUCCGGUCGAUGAAACCUGUUAAGCACGCAUCUUACUUUCUUACAACUGUAAGAGAGCAGAUGCGUGAUUUGGUCGAAAGAUCAUUUAAGAUUACCUUUGUAUGGGUCCCAUCCCAUUGCCUAAUCUAUGGCAAUGAGAAGGCGGACUCGCUAGCAAAGGUGGGCGCACAGGAAGGUGAAGUUUAUGAUAGACAAAUCUCGAACAACGAGUUUUUCCCAUUAGUCCGUCAGAGUACUCUUCAAAAUUGGCAAAUGAUUUGGUCACACAAUGAACUUGGACGGUGGCUCUUUUCCAUAGUUCCUAAAGUUUCUGCGCGAGCGUGGUUCAGAGAAUAAACCUGGUUGAUAGCAACCUAUGUAGGUGUGGAGCCGGUUACGAUGACAUCGAUCACGUAGUUUGGUAUUGCUCGGAAAACGACGCCUCCAGAGAGCAACUAUUGGAUACCCUUGUGGCCCGAGCUAUGGCCAUCCGGAAGAUGCUCCCUGACGAACCACAACUCGAGCCCGACGCUACGCCAUACCGUUAUUGACGUCAAAUACCCGGAUGAGCAGCUGAAAUACCUCAAACCUAAAUCCCAACCUAGUCCGUCCUGAAAUUACGCAAUCUAACCUUGAGUCGCCACGAGUAUCUUGGUCUAUACCCUUUCCCCUUACUAACUGUUGAUAAUAAGAUGAUAUCGAUUGUAAAUAUCAUAAAGUCUCGGCUCCGUUAAGUGUUAUACACGCCUGAGCCUGUCAAAUA
Molecule: messenger RNA, 1445 nt
Organism: Armigeres subalbatus
Lineage: Eukaryota; Metazoa; Arthropoda; Insecta; Diptera; Culicidae
Exons: 3
Coding region: 125-1039 (304 amino acids)
Biological process (GO): DNA replication, removal of RNA primer
Molecular function (GO): RNA-DNA hybrid ribonuclease activity; nucleic acid binding
Source: RefSeq, a predicted model, not a curated record